AUUCAAUUAUCUGUGGUUUCGUUUGGUACGCGGUGGCGGCGGUGUUUCGUGAUUUCAUCUCGUGUGAUGUGAUUUACGUUAUAUUUCAGUUAAUCCAGGGCGAUACUAGUUGAAAAUUAUUUCUUGAGCAUAGUUUGUAAAGUUCGGUAUUUAGACAUUAAACAUGUCGGCGGACAAUAUUGAAAAACUGUACCAAAAUUAUGGUAUAUUAGCCGACGCUAAAGAUGACAUUUCUAAGCAUGAGAAAGAAUACUUGGAAAUAUUAGCAGCAGUCAAGGGAUCUGACAAGGAAAAACGUUUAGCGUCACAGUUCAUUGCGAAAUUUUUCAACAGCUUUCCUACUUUGGCCGACCAAGCCAUUGAGGCUCAAUUCGAUUUGUGCGAGGAUGAUGAUGUUGCUAUCCGUAAACAGGCUAUCAAGGAUCUGCCAACAUUGUGCAAGGAUCAUAAAGAACACACUCAAAGAAUUGCAGACAUUUUAGCACAACUACUGCAAUCUGAUGACACUACUGAAAUAAACGUGGUCUCAAACUCAUUGCUAACCAUUCUGAAGAUAGAUCCUAAAGGUGCACUCACUGGAAUGUUUUCCCAAAUACACCAAAAUGCUGAUAGUGAAGUCACAAAUGAAAUUGUUAGAGAGAGAUGUAUCAAGUUUCUUGCAACUAAAGUGAAACAACUUGGCAGAGAAGUCAUUACUAAAGAUGCUGAAGAAUUGAUUAUUGCUGAAUGCAAGAAGCUCUUGGAACUCCAAGAUGUUGUUGCUGAAGAAUUUGAGCACAUAAUGGAAUUGUUAACCUGGUCCAAGUUGGGAAAGACUCCAGCUGGUAAAAAGGAACUGGUACAAAUUGUAGCUGCUCUUGCUUUUUCACCUGAUGACUGGCAUCCAGAGGACCCUGAAUAUGUGGACAGAGUUAUACAUUGUUCCCAGCAUGCAUUGCCUUUGUUCUCCGCUCUCGUAGACUCCACCCAGUUUGUCAACUUCUUCUGCGACCAUGUACUUCAAGGAUGGAACAGCAUAACAACACCAGAAGGUGGUACAGACACUAAACUGGAGCUGUUGAAAAUAUUUGCUGAGAUAACAGAGCAUUGUGGAGAACUUGAGAAUCCACAGCAAAAAAUAGAUGCAGUGUAUGGUUUGCUAAUGAAAUAUUUGCCAGAAGCACCAAUUGAGCCUGAAGGAACUGAAGGUGAAAAAUCUGAAGAGAAAAUAGAAGACUCAAAGACCACACCAUCACUUCAAUUUUCUCAUGUUGAGUGUGCACUGUUUGCCCUACACUCACUGUGUCGCAAGGCACCUGAUGCACUGGUUUCAGAUGCCACUAAACUGAAAGCCUUACGGCUCCGACUACAAUAUACUGCCCGUCUUACACAAGGGUACAUAAAAAAAUUAAAGGAGGUUACACAAAGCCAAAAAGGUGAAGACGCUAAUUCAGAAGAAAACAAGUUAAAAAUUGCUGCUCUGAAGACAACUUCUAAUAUCAAUACACUUAUAAGAGAUUUGUUUCGCACUCCACCCAGCUUCAAGAGCAAAGUUCAACUGUCAUUCCAAUCCAAGAAAUCUGAAAAAGAGGAGAAACACACUGCAGAUCCUGAUGAUACAAAGCAAUCGCCGGUACAAAAACGACACCGCCCCAUUACGUUUGAUAAUGAAAAUGAGAAAGAAUCUCCUGAGAAAAGGUCACGAAGUGGAGAUAGGAAUAUAAAAAUGUAUACGCCGCCAUCAGGCAAAUACAGCUCACGACUAAAUAAUAAUGCAAGGUUCUCUGGGAAUAAUUCGGGAGGGAGGGGAGGACGAGGGGGCUAUGGUAGACGUGACUUCAGAAACAAUGGAGCUCCAUUCCGGAGGCGGAAUAACUACUAAUUUUCGAAGUUUCCCAAAAAUGCACCAAUAAUGACAAUGAUUUCAAUUCAAAUUAUAUAGAACAUAUUUUCUCCUGAUGACACUCUAUGUGAGGCAUUGGGAAAUCAAAUCCAAUUCCAUCUGCUUGUUUAUCAGAUAGAAUAAGGGAUAUGCAGUGCAGCUGCACAUGAUAUAUUUUGUUUCUUGGAUAUGUCUGUAUUGAUUAGGCAAGUUGAUUAGUUUCACCAAUUCCUUUUUAUCUGCUGCAAAGAUAUCACAAAAAUAUUAUUUUGAGUAGGUGACGUUGUAGUUGACUUAUGGGCUGAUUUUCAUCUACACAAUUUUUUUUAGAGGAAUUUUAUUUGGUUGCAUAGUUUUUUUUCGUUAAGGGCAAUAGAUGGUACGUCGUCAACAACAAUUGAAUGCAGUUGUUCCAUAGUUUCAGUACCAAUUUCGAGUAGUUCUGGUGCACCAUGGUAAGUAGCCCAUUUGAAUUAUAUUUAUUUACUAGUCCCUAGAGCAACUGACAACUGAGUAGGAUAAGAUGUAUCACCACUUUGUAAGUAUUAGAAUAUAAACAAAAUUAGAAUAAGUCAGGAAUCUUCAUCACGCUGGCAUUGUGUGGAAAUGCUGUUGAACUGUAAGUAGCUAGUAGUCAUAAGUUUUCUACAUACAGAUCCCACCAGCUACUGGAAACAACGCUACAUUUCUCCAUAGGUUCGUUUUAUUGACUCUUCCAGGUAUUUGUUGAAAAGAGUAUGAUGACAGAAGACUCCUGCAAUGGUUUUUAAAUUACAGAAUACUUUGGAAUUCACAACAGGAUUAAAACAUUUUAAUAUAA
Helicoverpa zea (corn earworm) is the source of this 2681-nucleotide messenger RNA. It is a transcript of the gene cass, whose product is annotated as apoptosis inhibitor 5. Gene Ontology annotation, cellular component: nucleus. Gene Ontology annotation, molecular function: RNA binding. Bases 164 to 1861 code for a protein of 565 amino acids. The record is from RefSeq and is a predicted model, not a curated record. Lineage: Eukaryota; Metazoa; Arthropoda; Insecta; Lepidoptera; Noctuidae. Gene Ontology annotation, biological process: negative regulation of apoptotic process. The transcript has 8 exons.